Molecule: messenger RNA, 4140 nt
Organism: Dracunculus medinensis (Guinea worm)
Lineage: Eukaryota; Metazoa; Nematoda; Chromadorea; Rhabditida; Dracunculidae
Source: the annotation of a GenBank genome assembly
AUGGAAAUUGAUGCUGAAUCAGUUGAUUCAAAUGGUAUCUAUGGUUCAUUUGAUUUAACGAUAAUGAUUAAAAAUAAUGAUCCAUCCGAAAUAUUUGAACAAAACGCGUACUAUUUCGAAAUGGAUAAACAACUGAAAAUACCAAUUGUUGUUGGGUUAUUGAAGCUUGCGAGUGAUCUUAAUACUGAAUCUUUAGAAUUCGCUUUUUUUUCAUUGGAACCGUCGACAAGUGAUGCUUUACGAUUGGUGAGCUUAGGUUGUGUUCAUAGCUGUUCGAAAUUUCCACGACAAUUUAUAUUAAUCGUGCAAGCCUACCAUCGUGACUCAUCGAAGGUUGCCAACAUUCCUGUAACGAUUCACUUAAACGAAACCUUAAAAGCUCCGCCGAAAUUCCGCAAAGCUGUGGUACCAAUCGGUUUGAAAGAGAGAUUGACAAGCGACUACCAUUUAAUUUUAGAAGUUGAUGAUCAAGGCAGUGAUCAGCUGAUUUUUUCGCUCAACGAUUAUGAUUCUGUGUUUCAAAUUGAUGCCAAUUAUGGUGUUCUAACAAUUAGAAAUAGUGAUUUAUUGACGAUUGACAAUUUGGGAGAACACUUUAACUUAACUGUUACCGUUUCUGACGAUGAAAAUAAAAGUGAUACUGCUAUUAUUAUGGUAUCGCUAGAGCCGAUAAUCAGCCAUAAAUCUACUGCUCCAAAAUUCUCACAGAGCAUAUAUGCUUUCGCAGCAAGUCCGGGCGAAACUUUCGUUGGAAAAGUUAGAGCGGAAACUAUUGAUAGUGAUUUGACUUAUAGAUUAUCUGAAGGUGGUGCAAAUGUUUUUUAUAUCAAUUCAACUGAUGGUCGAAUUUUUUACAAAGGGCCUUUAGAGAAAAAUGCUCGAAAUUAUACCCUAAGGAUUUUGGCUUUAGAUAAAUCUUCUCCACCUCAAGUUGAUGUCACAGUCGUGCAAGUUCUUAUUGCUGGCUUAGGCAGCUCUCCACCGAAGUUUAAAUCACCUUUGGCUAAUUCUGUGAUGAUUAAAAAAGAUACUGGAUUAGGAGCACUAAUUCAUCGAUUUAAUGCUACCGAUGACGAUCCGAAUGCUCAACUGAUAUAUAUGAUCCAUAAAAUUCAGGCAUAUGAUCAGUUGGGAAACGAGAUAAUUGAUUCAUCUGAAUAUUUUGAAUAUUUUCGUUUUCCGAAACAAAGUGUGAACGAUGGAUCAUUAUUUUUGAGCAAAAGUUUUAAAAAUUCAAAUAUUAUGGCCCUUGAUCUUACAGUUACCGUCUCAGAUGCAAGACAUCCUAAUGAACCAGAUGACCAUGGAAAACUCUUCAUCCAUCUCGUUCUACCCGAGCAAAAUUUGUCUGAGAAUGAGAUGCUAAAAUUUGAUCAAAUAAGACGAACGGUCUCAGUUGCUGAAGAUUUAGCAGUUGGGUCUUACAUUUAUACAGUGAACGUUAAACCACUUCCGAUACAUUUAGCGAAAAAUCGACGAAUAGUAUAUUCUUUAUCUGAAGGACAUCGCCUGUUCACUGUGCAUCCUAUUACAGGGGUAAUAACAACUAUAUCGAGCCUUCGAGGAACUGGUAACUCCACUGUUACCAUAACUGCAAACCAGCAAAAUACUCAAGCAAGUUCGUCAGUUUCAAUAAUGGUUGCUGCGAUUCCAUUGAUAAGUAGAAGUGCACCGAAAUUCGCUAUUGAUAGCCUUGUAUACAAUAUUUAUGAGAACAUUCCGAUAGGUAGUGCAAUUGGCGAACAACUCGUACCAGUCACUGGAGGUAAUGUAUCCUACAAAAUUAUGGGACGGGACAGUUCCCAUUUUAAGCUGGACGAUGAGGGAAUAUUAAGAAGUGCUAUGGUGUUUGAUCGUGAAAGCAAUCCUCAUCUUGGUGCGUUUAUAUACGUCACAUCGAAUCUUUCCGGACAACAUUCAGUUAUUCCGAUAACUGUCAAUCUAUUGGACCAAAACGAUGUUGAACCACUAUUUCCUCAAAAAUCGUAUGCCGCAACAGUUAUGGAAAAUAUUCCAAUAAAUUCAUUUAUUAUCAAAGCUGAAGCUGAAGAUGCUGACAAUUCUUCAUUGCUUGAAUAUUCAUUGAUGAUGAACAGUGAAUCUUCAGCUUUAUCCUCACUAUUAACAGUAGACCGUAAUGGCGUUAUCCGAAAUGCGGAACCAUUGCUCGGACUCGACGGAAAGUAUCAAUUUGCAAUUAUUGCUCGGGACGGCUAUCACAGUGGAACAUCAGCAACUAUUUUUAUGACUAUUUUACCGACUUCUAAAUGUCAACCGAGUUUUUCUGAACCAACCGAAAAUAUAUUUUAUUUAAAAGAAAAUGAAGAACCACCGAAAGAACUAGCUCACUUUAUCGGUUCAGUUUCUAGUGAAGACUGUCAUCUUAUUUAUGCAAUAUGGGAUGGCUUUCAAUACGUCAAUAGUACUGAAUUUUUCGAAAUUGAUCCUGAAACUGGCAUUCUUACUUCGAAAGUUGCAUUUGAUUAUGAAGAAAAGAAUAAAUACUCGCUAAUCGUCGCAGCACAGAGUAAUGAUUUAUUUUCGCAAAUACUCAUCGAGAUUCGGAUUAUCGACAUCGACGAUAAUUCGAUUGAAAUGCUAAAUCGAGAAUUAUAUUUAAAUAUACGAGAAGAUGAAGCAUUAGGAAGGAUAAUCACUGAAAUACAAGCUGUCGACGAAGAUACCAGCGAUAAAAUCUAUUACCACAUGACAGGUGGCGACGGCAAAUUCACCAUUGGAUUGGAAAGUGGAGUCUUGACCUUGGCAAAACCACUUGAUAGGGAAGAGAAGGAAUCAUACGUGUUGAAUGUCAUUGCAUCAAAUUUUGAAAAUUAUUCUACACAAGAUUCAAAAAGCGAUUUCGCCACCAUUUAUAUAAACUAUCAAAAUUAUAUGAACUGUGAGGCUUUAUCACGUAUAUCACAAAUAUUUUCAUCUCAAACCACACUUUUCUAUGUAUUUUUAUGUAUUUUAAUUAAUGAUAAUGGCCCUAUUUUCGAGAAAGAUAUCUAUAUGAGUGCAAUAUCUUCUCACUUGCUAGCUGGGGCAAAAAUUAUGACAGUUAGUGCAUCAGAUCCGGAUGUAACAACCAAUUCUUCACCAGAUUUGAGUAAGGAAAACGUGAAGAGUAGGAUUGUCUAUCGUAUUGACAAUACAUAUUAUCGUUAUAUGGGUAAGGUGAGGCAAGCAGAUGGAUUCAUCAUCAUCAAUGAAAAUUCCGGUGAAAUUAUUCUCGGCAAAUCUCCAAAGGAAUUCACUGGUGGACUUUUUGAAGGUCGUAUUGCAACAUCUGAUAUUUCUGACAUACAAUCGCAUAUAUCAACCUCAAAAAUUAAGGCAAUUUUUUUAAUAAGGAAAAAUGAAAUUUGGAUUUAUGAUGAGAGCAAUAUUGUACAAGUUUAUAUUAAUGAAAAUCCUAAGAAUCUGGAUGUCGCUCAGUUAGAGGAGUUGAUGAGGCAACUGUCCGAGCUUUGCGCAUGUAGAAUUCUGCCUAUUGACGCCAAAUAUGUCAAAACGGAUGGAUAUGUGCAACGUGACGCACUUUGGUUACAACUCAUUUUUAUCAAUACAACCACAGAUGUGAUUCUUCUAGCUGAAAAUGCAAUAUCGCUUAUUGAUAAGAAUAUACUUACACCCACUUCAUCCAUACCAAAACUCAGCUCUCUGGAAAAUUCAGCGAAGAUAAUCAAAGAAUCAACUCUACCAACAUCCAGGUUUAGAGAAACUGCACUGCUUCUCUUGGUCUUUGCUUCAAUUCUGAUUACUGUGCUGAUCAUCUUCGGAUUCAUUCUUUCAUAUCACCGUUCAAAAUUUCUACGUGAGAAAAAAGCGUAUGAAGAAGAAAAAAUAGCGCUGGGUACAUUGAAUAAAAUCAACCGAUUCAAGCAGCCAUCUUCCUAUAUUAAACCAAGAUCGCAUAAUUUGAGGUGGUUUUAUCGAAUUUGCAUGAAAUUAGAAUCGUCGCUAAAGGAAUUAUUUUUCUUCACAGAGGGCGAAGCACUAGGAAAAGCUUGGACUAGGGCAGCUUCCACUUGCAGAGAGAAGUAUCCGAAUUCUAAUAGCAGUUCAAUUUAUGGAGUUCAAGAAGUUCAUAUGAUCGUUGAUGCUUCAGAUAUGCCAUCAAAGAAGCGUGCCUGCUAA